AUCACCAGUAUAACAAGGCUAAAAUUUGUUAACCUCUUGGGUUUUUCAGGGCAAACUUAACAUGAGUUUCCUUUACAAGCUGGUGGUUCUUGUUAAGCUGAAUAACUUGUUCCAAGAAUGGAUCGCAGAAUUUGGUGAGAGCAAGAAUCUUCCCCCUUCAGCAGCAGCAAAUGUUGGUGUCAAAAUAUUUACCUUUGGUUCUUACAGGCUUGGAGUACACACUCAAGGUGCUGACAUAGAUGUAGUUUGUGUUGCUCUUAGACAUGUAGAAAGAUUGGAUUUUUUUCAGUUGUUCUUUGAAAAACUGAAACAUCAGGAGGAAAUAAAAAAACCUAACGUGGCUGUACAUCACGUAAGAAUCUUUGUGGUCCGCUUCUCCCCUGCCCUUGGUUUGAGAAUGAGUCGGCUGUAUCAAAAAGCAAGGCUGUCCCUGGGAGCCCUGCUUUCAUCUCCGGUGCAGUAAGGGGCCUGGACAUGCACGCCGGGGGAGGAGGGGGCAGCCUGAAAACUCAGGAAGUUGGCGGUGAUGUGGAAAGGCUCCUGUCAGUCCCUUGGCCGUGCUGUUCCUCUGGAUAGACUUUAGGAGCUCUCGUUCAUCCUCCUCUGGCCACGUUCCUCUCUGGCUCCUCAGCCUGAGCCUUUGCGGCCGGGAUGCACACUGUCAGCUUUCCAGAAAGUUCACAGGGGCUGUGCUGGGAACGUACAGAACUGCUGUGUAAAAUGCCCCUCGGGUGCAUGCAUGGCAUACCUCACACGUAAAACUGAGCUCCUGGGAAGUGUUUCUCAGCCUGGGCUUCCUCACGCAGACGGUUUGAAAGACUUCAUGUGCAUAGCUACGGAGCCUUUGUUUAGGUGACUGUCACCUGAAAACAGACUCUCAGCGGGCCGUGGCACAGUUCUAACAAGUGCUCUACAAAACUGAAGACUGUGCCAGAAGGCAGCUGACAGCAUCUCGGGCAUGGUAGAAAAUAAAAAUAGAGAAGACUAGUGCACGCUGUGAAAUGUGGACAGAAUUUGUUAGAUUUUUCUGGAUGUUAACCAGCAGUAAGAU
This is a messenger RNA of Tyto alba (common barn owl), 1051 nucleotides long. Its product is annotated as poly(A) polymerase gamma-like. Lineage: Eukaryota; Metazoa; Chordata; Aves; Strigiformes; Tytonidae. Bases 62 to 463 code for a protein of 133 amino acids. Gene Ontology annotation, molecular function: poly(A) RNA polymerase activity. Gene Ontology annotation, cellular component: nucleus. The record is from RefSeq and is a predicted model, not a curated record. The transcript is spliced from 4 exons.